UUCAGUUUUGAACUAUACCAAUGUUUCAAUAUUCUAUCCACGUCUUGCUUCUCUUUUUGCUCAUCUUGCCACUACUGCAAAUUCCGGCGAGACCCACACCGAAGUUCACGCCGGAGCAGGUGACUGUAAUGGCGGUAAAAGAUAUUAACCACGCGUGGCAGGAAUUCAAGAGCUUCCGGGGUGCCCGGAGAGGCACCCGCCUGACCGGGAUCUCCGACCUCAAGAAGUACUUCCACCGUUUUGGCUACCUGCCGGCGACACAAGACGGGAACUUCACUGAUGAAUUCGAUGCUCGGCUCGAACAGGCGGUUGCCCGGUACCAGGUGAAGCAUGGUCUGCCGGAGUCCGGGGAGCUCACCGGCGAGACCAUCAACCAGAUCACGGCGCCGAGGUGCGGCGUCCCGGAUGAUCCGCCACCUUUGCAUGGCAUGCAUGAAACGAGAAACUACGCGUAUUUCGCCGGCCGGCCGAGGUGGACACGCAGCCUACCGAUGACACUCACGUACGCCUUCUCGCCGGAGCAUCGGAUCACUUCACUAACCUUAUCGGACAUCAAGGCAACUUUCAAGCGAUCAUUUUCUCGUUGGGCGUCGGUGAUUCCGGUGACCUUCUCAGAAACCGAUGACUACGGCUUCGCCGACAUCAAAAUAGGGUUUUACAGUGGCGAUCACGGCGACGGAGAGCCGUUUGAUGGGGUCCUCGGCAUUUUAGCCCAUGCAUUCUCACCCGAGAGUGGGCGUUUCCACCUGGACGCAGCGGAGACAUGGGCGGUGGAUUUCGGGUCGGAGAAGUCGGAGGCCGCCGUCGACCUGGAGUCGGUGGCAAUUCACGAGAUCGGACAUCUCCUAGGGUUGGCUCACAGUUCUGUGAAAGGAUCAAUAAUGUACCCUAGCUUGAAACCCAGAAACCAGAAGCUGGAAAUGAAGGUUGAUGACAUAAAGGGGAUCCAAGCUCUGUAUGGUUCAAACCCUAACUUCAACCUCAGUGCUUCACUGGAGUCUGCCGUCACUUCUUCAAGUCAGGCCGCCGCCGCCGCUGCCAUUGAUUCGAAGGUUGGAUCACCAAGAUGGCACUUGCUAGUGAUGAUCAUUUCUCUUCUGUUGGCUUCUAACUGAUCUCAUAAAACAAGAUCACUACUACUGGCUAGGCAGAUGGAUCAUCAAGAAUGUAAUUUUUUUUUCUUUUCCCAAUUAUUGAUGUAUUCUUUCGAUUGAUUUUCAAUCGAGUACUCUAAGGACAUCCGACAAAAGUAGUGGUUUAUUAAUCGAUAUUAAGUUUACUAGAUUGAAAGGUAUGUCAUUCAAAAAUGUAUAAAUCCAAUGUUACAUCUAGU
Molecule: messenger RNA, 1333 nt
Organism: Diospyros lotus (date-plum)
Lineage: Eukaryota; Viridiplantae; Streptophyta; Magnoliopsida; Ericales; Ebenaceae
Product: metalloendoproteinase 4-MMP-like
Exons: 2
Coding region: 21-1115 (364 amino acids)
Biological process (GO): collagen catabolic process; proteolysis; extracellular matrix organization
Cellular component (GO): extracellular matrix
Molecular function (GO): zinc ion binding; metalloendopeptidase activity
Source: RefSeq, a predicted model, not a curated record